GUUGAUGUCAGAGGAAAUUUUUCUCCAGCAAAAAAAAUCUUCGCAAUAUUCUCUAGUCUACGUCGGGAAAAUCGGUGAAAAAUGUUCUGAUUUGUGCGUAUAAUCGAGUGCUUUUUAUGUGAACUUGUUCACUGAGGUGAACCGGACACGGUGGCAGUGGAUUUCGAGUGUAUUUACCGGAGGAAAGUGAAUAUCGACUUGUUUUGUCCGGGGAGAGAAUAGGUACCGUUUUCUUCUGCAAGAAGCUUCUCGUCACGUCUUGGUGCGGAGGAAGAGGAGGAACCAUUUCACCGUAGUGCGCGGAGGUUCGUGGGUGUGCGGAGGUGAAAGUCCUGACUGCCUGCUUACAGUGGGAUAGUCCCCAGGGAAAGCAGAGCUGGAGAAGCAUACAAACGCCGCUUCAAUCAGCCCAGAAGUGGUCGACGAUUCGUCUGAUUUGUUUGCAUAAAUUUACUGCGACUCGCUACGAUUGACUGAAUUAGGGCGUAAAGGGCUCGAGGAAGAUAGCCACAAAGCAAACGAUGAGCUUGACCAGGUCCUGCCGUUCGUCGCUUGCCGGCUUUCUGCUGGCAGUGAUCGUCGUUAUUAGCGGGACAGUCGAUGGGUUCUACUUGCCCGGAUUGGCGCCGGUAAACUAUUGCCGGCAGUCGGAGAUGCAGAAAUCAUGCAAGUCCGAGGUGGUACUGUACGUGAACCGGCUCAACACUGAGGAAUCGGUCAUCCCCUACGAGUACCAUCACUUUGACUUUUGUCCAAUCGACGAAGCCAACUCACCGGUGGAAAACCUAGGCCAGGUCGUGUUCGGUGAACGUAUCCGUCCAGGGCCGUACCGGAUUGAUUUCCUGGAACAGAAGACCUGCGAGAAGGCAUGCACCCGAUACUAUGUCGGAGGCGAUCCGGAAAGUGACCGCCGGUUGAUGAUUCUGAAGAAGGGAAUGAGUUUGAACUAUCAGCACCAUUGGAUUGUGGACAACAUGCCUGUCACUUGGUGUUAUCCUUUGGAUAACGACCGUCAGUACUGUAGCACUGGGUUCCCAAUGGGUUGCCUGGUCCGAAGACAUCCGGAUGGAGACGAGGGCUGCAUGGUAAACCCGAGUUAUAACCGAGCUGGGUAUUACUACCCCUUCAAUCACGUUGACCUGACAAUCACUUUCCACAGUGGAGCUACAGAGGAAUGGGGAGUUGCCUUCAAACAAAACGGUGGCCGAAUCAUCUCGGUCAAAGUGGUCCCAUCGUCCAUCAACCAUAAAAAUCCCGAUCAACCAGACUGUUCCAGCAAGGAACCGAUUGAGAUUCCGUCGACUGCCCUUCCGAAUGGCCAGAAAAUGAACAUCACCUACACUUACUCGGUCCACUUCGUGCAGAACAACACCAUCAAGUGGUCCUCGCGUUGGGAUUACAUCCUGGAAUCGAUGCCGCACACCAACAUCCAAUGGUUCAGCAUCCUGAACUCGCUUGUGAUUGUCCUGUUCCUGUCCGGGAUGGUGGCUAUGAUCAUGCUCCGAACGUUGCACAAAGAUAUCGCCCGCUACAACCAGAUGGACUCUGGCGAGGAUGCCCAGGAGGAAUUCGGCUGGAAGCUAGUUCACGGGGACGUGUUCCGACCGCCACGCAAGGGAAUGCUCCUGUCGGUUCUGCUUGGGUCCGGAGUGCAGGUGUUCUGCAUGUCGUUGGUGACGUUGGCCUUCGCCUGUCUGGGAUUCCUUUCGCCGGCCAACCGGGGAGCUCUGAUGACCUGCGCCAUGGUGCUGUUCGUGCUGCUGGGAACACCCGCUGGAUACGUUUCGGCCCGCAUCUACAAGAGCUUCGGCGGAAUCAAAUGGAAGAGCAACGUCCUGCUGACGUCGAUGUUGAGUCCCGGAAUUGUUUUCGGGCUCUUCUUCGUGAUGAAUCUGAUCCUGUGGAGCAAGGGAAGCUCCGGAGCUGUUCCAUUUUCGACGCUGAUUGCUUUGUUGGCCUUGUGGUUUGGAGUGUCGGUGCCGCUUACCUUCGUUGGCGCUUACUUCGGAUUCCGUAAAAGGUCUCUGGAGCACCCGGUUCGUACCAACCAGAUCCCACGCCAGAUCCCGGACCAAUCGAUCUACACCCAACCGAUCCCCGGUAUCAUCAUGGGCGGCGUCCUGCCAUUCGGUUGCAUCUUCAUCCAGCUAUUCUUCAUUCUGAACUCGCUCUGGUCCAGCCAGAUGUACUACAUGUUCGGCUUUCUGUUUCUGGUGUUCCUGAUUUUGGUCAUCACCUGCUCGGAAACGACCAUCCUGCUGUGCUAUUUCCAUCUGUGCGCCGAGGACUACCACUGGUGGUGGCGAUCGUUCCUGACAUCCGGCUUUACGGCGGUCUAUCUGUUCAUCUACUGUUGCCACUACUUUGCCACCAAGCUGCAGAUCGAGGACGCCGCCUCGACCUUCCUGUACUUUGGCUACACGCUUAUCAUGGUGUUCCUGUUCUUCUUGCUGACCGGUUCGAUAGGAUUCUUCGCUUGCUUCUGGUUCAUUCGCAAGAUCUACAGCGUCGUGAAGGUGGACUAAGGUUGAAUCUUUCCAAAACAGCCAGGCAGGACCAGGAAUAUGUGCAGUCAAUCAGCAGAGCCCUUUCGUGAAAUUCCUCCCCUCUAAAGUUUGAUCUACUUGGAAUCCGGAAUAAUGUUUGAAGCUUGAUAUAUGCACUAAUGAACUAAAGAUUUUUAAAAAAUCUUGAAAGGAAGAUGUAGCAGAAAUUACAGCAUCACGCAAGCUUCCGGAUUCCAAGUGAAUCAUGUUUUAUAACAUACUUUAUUCUCUAUUUUUGAGAUAGUUUAAAGCGUACGUCUAGACGAUAAGAUUAUUAUUUGAACAAAAAAAACUGAAGCACAUUACUAGCGACGAAAAACUGAUUGCGAAAGAAUGAAGCGAUGCACUUAAUUGAUUGAUUUUAAGGCAACAUAGGUUGACGAAGUAAAAAAGUAAUAUACCCAAAAAUAAAGUCCCGAUAAUUUUCUUCUUAGAACAGGAAAAUCGUGAUAACAGAAGCACCUUCCAAAAAUAAAAAAAAUUAAUGCAAAUAUUCGAGCAAGAGAAGAGAGCAAGACAAAAAAUGGUUUAGUAAUGGGUGUGCGCAAAGCAAAAAGAACACAAAGAAAACACAAAGAUGGAUCGAAAGAGAACAUCCCAAGUAACAAUUCAGGUUUUAACUUGGCUUUAACGCCACUUUUUAUUCAACUACAGGCCAGUGGAACCUGAAUACAACUCUGAAAUCGGCUACAAGGGAUGUGUGUGUGAUUACUUUUAGUAGUAUAAUAUCAAAAGAUUGAAUGCCUUCUUUUCUGUUUAAUUAUUUAACCCUGCUAAGAGUACAGGAAAGAUAACACGAAAACACUAAUAAAACUGUAGUAGCCGUAAAAUAGUAUCUGUUAGGUAUGUAUUAUACUUGUAAUUGGAUGGAAUAACUUAAAGAAGGAAGUAUUAAUGGGAGAAAACAAUUUACAGAAUUCGUCUCAAAAGCAUUUGCUUUGCAACGAUUAGCCCGCUUGCAGAAAAAUAAAUCCCACUAAUUUUGGGGAAAAAUUACCCGCAAAUUGUACAGUUGAGACGUUUCGCGUCGGUUCCUGGGCAUACGUCGUCUAAAAUUUCGUCAACAAAACAUAUUUUUAAGGUUCCCACACUAAGAUUGAAGUUGCACGAUUUGGCUGAAAUUUGCAGAAAAAAAAUAACAUACUUUAUUGUCGUAAUUAACAAAUUUAUCAAGACUUUUGUGCAGUGGUUCGUUGUUUUGGGCGUAAAUUUGGCACAAAAAAUUAAGAAAUGUAGGAACCCAUGAUCGAUUUUCCUUAUUGGAUUUCCUUAUACGUUUAAUGGAUGAUACAAAAACAUCAAAAAGAUAACGGUGUAGUCAAAUAAGACUAUUACUCUAGGAUGCUGACUAAUUUGAUUAUUUCAAAGAAAAACGUUAAAAUCAAUAAAUUUACGGUAACUUAUAAAUAAUAA
Molecule: messenger RNA, 3959 nt
Organism: Aedes albopictus (Asian tiger mosquito)
Lineage: Eukaryota; Metazoa; Arthropoda; Insecta; Diptera; Culicidae
Gene: TM9SF2
Product: transmembrane 9 superfamily member 2
Exons: 4
Coding region: 522-2525 (667 amino acids)
Biological process (GO): protein localization to membrane
Cellular component (GO): membrane
Source: RefSeq, a predicted model, not a curated record